GGGACUCGGGAAUGCCAGUGUUAUGACGUUUGGGGAGGUGUGUUUGGAGCAGAGCAGCCAUUACACAGCAGUGCCAAGUAAGGAAGGUGAGAGUGGGUGACUUAAAUGUUAGGUUGCCGCUUUCUUUCUGCUGCUGUCCUAUUUCGAGAAACCACUCCAGAAAGUGCACCUUUCAUCUCAUUAUUUGCAUUCCCCGGGACCAGUUGGAAUUCCGUUGAAAUCAGCUUCUAGGUGGGCCAUCCCCGGUCUCGUGCUGCUGUUGCAAGAAAAAAAAAUUACCGAACGAAACCGGAGCGGUCGUCAGUAGUAGGAGCAGCGGGGACUCCGCAGCCGCUGCAGCAGACAUGGACGACAAAGCGUUUACAAAAGAAUUAGACCAAUGGAUCGAGCAGCUGAAUGAGUGCAAACAGCUUAACGAAAACCAAGUGAGAACUCUGUGUGAGAAGGCUAAAGAAAUUCUGACCAAGGAGUCCAAUGUUCAAGACGUGCGCUGUCCUGUUACAGUUUGUGGCGAUGUCCAUGGCCAGUUUCAUGACCUUAUGGAGCUUUUUAAAAUUGGAGGAAAAUCCCCAGAUACCAACUACCUUUUCAUGGGUGACUAUGUGGAUCGAGGAUAUUAUUCUGUUGAAACAGUCACACUGCUUGUAGCAUUAAAGGUUCGCUACCCAGAGCGUAUUACAAUAUUGAGAGGAAACCACGAAAGUCGGCAGAUAACGCAAGUAUAUGGGUUUUAUGAUGAGUGUCUCAGAAAGUAUGGAAAUGCCAACGUCUGGAAGUAUUUCACUGAUCUCUUUGACUAUCUUCCUCUUACAGCUUUAGUUGAUGGACAGAUUUUCUGUCUUCAUGGAGGCCUCUCACCAUCCAUAGACACAUUGGACCAUAUACGAGCUCUGGAUCGCCUCCAGGAAGUUCCACAUGAGGGCCCAAUGUGUGAUCUACUCUGGUCAGAUCCUGAUGAUCGUGGUGGAUGGGGCAUCUCUCCUCGAGGUGCUGGUUACACCUUUGGACAAGAUAUUUCUGAAACAUUCAACCAUGCUAAUGGUCUUACUUUGGUAUCCCGAGCUCAUCAGCUUGUAAUGGAGGGUUACAAUUGGUGUCACGACCGCAAUGUGGUUACUAUUUUCAGUGCCCCCAAUUACUGUUAUCGCUGUGGUAACCAGGCUGCUAUUAUGGAACUGGAUGACACACUUAAAUAUUCCUUCCUUCAGUUUGAUCCUGCACCUCGUCGUGGAGAACCUCAUGUGACACGCCGUACCCCGGACUAUUUCUUGUAAUCUUCUUUUUGACUCUUGUCCCACUGUUGGAAGUAAACCUGGUGUUCAACUUAAUCAACAGUACUUUUAGUACUUGUCUACCUGUUUGGAGUCCGUUUCAGCUUAAAAUCCUCGACAUGGACCAAAGUGUGCCAUACCGAUGAUCGUUUAGCACAGCUAGAGGUUAUUCAGAUUUGAAAUUCAACAUAACAUCUCACUAUAUCCAGCAUCAGUCUGUUCUACAGUUUGCCUGCUGUACUAUUUGUAGUAAUGGUUUUAAAAAUCAGGGCUGUUUUAACAGUUCUUUGUGGCAUCCUUAUUUUUGCAGAUAUUUAUACAUUUUAGCGGUAGUCUUUCAGGCAUGAAUAGGGUUUGAAGUUUAUUUUUAAUUAAAUAAGCUUACCCCAUUUUUUUCUGGGGUUGGGUGGGAGGGUAUGCAGAAGAUAACGGGAUACAGAAGGUUGAUGCUUUAAGAAAGUUUGCUGUAUUGUUUUAUCAAACAAAAAAAAUCCCCCUCCCAUAUUUACUGUUUUUUUGUCAAUGUAUCUUUUUUUUCUGUAUAGUUGUCAUUAAAGUGUUUGCAUCUUACUUGAUGUAUUUGAACAAAUAAAACUUUUGAUCGUAAUAAUAAAGCUGGUAUAUGUAAUUGGAAGCCUACCCCCGAUAAACAAACUAA
Protopterus annectens (West African lungfish) is the source of this 1929-nucleotide messenger RNA. It is a transcript of the gene PPP2CB, whose product is annotated as protein phosphatase 2 catalytic subunit beta. Gene Ontology annotation, biological process: mitotic cell cycle; peptidyl-serine dephosphorylation. The transcript has 7 exons. Lineage: Eukaryota; Metazoa; Chordata; Ceratodontiformes; Protopteridae. Gene Ontology annotation, cellular component: cytosol. Gene Ontology annotation, molecular function: protein serine/threonine phosphatase activity. The record is from RefSeq and is a predicted model, not a curated record. Bases 345 to 1274 code for a protein of 309 amino acids.